Octopus sinensis (East Asian common octopus) is the source of this 350-nucleotide messenger RNA. RefSeq names its product mRNA export factor-like. The transcript is spliced from 3 exons. NCBI's taxonomy places the organism in Eukaryota, Metazoa, Mollusca, Cephalopoda, Octopoda, Octopodidae. Gene Ontology annotation, biological process: transcription-dependent tethering of RNA polymerase II gene DNA at nuclear periphery; RNA export from nucleus. Gene Ontology annotation, cellular component: nuclear pore. Gene Ontology annotation, molecular function: RNA binding; ubiquitin binding. The coding region runs from base 75 to 350 and encodes 91 amino acids. The record is from RefSeq and is a predicted model, not a curated record.
UGACAGUUUUCAAUUCUUCAACCAACAAAAAUUCAGUCACUGCACCUAACCCUCCAAACGACACAGUAUCUCAUAUGUCGUUUGGUCCAAACAUGGCGACCUCUGUACUCUUGGCAGCCUCUUCAUGGGAAGCAUCAAUUUCAUGCUAUGAAGUGACUUCUGACAGGAAUGUAAUUUACAAAGCAAAGAAAACAGACACUCAGCCAAUCUUCCACACAUGUUGGAGUCUCGACGGUAAACAAAUAUAUUCAGCCUGUGGAGACAAUUUUGCAAAGUUGUGGGACUUGCAGAGUGACCAGUACGUCAAUGUAGCCAAGGUACUCAUAAUUUGUAUAUUUCUAGCACGAUAA